AUGCGUUUCAAGUCAGCUUCGGAGGCGUACCUGGAGAUUCGGCAAAGAGAGUUGAAUGAAAAAACGUCUGCUGCUUUAGUCGAGUACUUGAGGACGUUUCAUCGAAUUCUGCUCCAUGAUCUUAAUGAGUCCGGGUUCUGGAGGGCUGAAUUCGAGGAGUUUGCCGACAGCAAGAGAUUCACUUUCACAGUCGACCGUCAGACGGCACUCAUAUCGGUAGAAGACAAGAGCGAUAACCCAGUCGUCAUGAUUUCCCGUCUGUUCCUCGACAAUCGAGGGGAGCACAUCAACGAUGAAAUCGUUGAGGUAGCUGAUGGAAAGUUCAGAGCUUGCCUCGCGUUGUACAGCCAGCUUCUUAUUCAUGACCUCUGGAUCCUGCAACACUACUACGACGAAGACGGAGGCGACAGGACUACAGUCAACCCGAUUACCGGUUUCAUGAUCCUACCUUCUUUUGAGGACGAAUCAGAUUAA
Messenger RNA from Neoarthrinium moseri, 474 nucleotides. RefSeq lists its product as uncharacterized. Lineage: Eukaryota; Fungi; Ascomycota; Sordariomycetes; Amphisphaeriales; Apiosporaceae. Bases 1 to 474 code for a protein of 157 amino acids. The transcript has a single exon. The record is from RefSeq and is a predicted model, not a curated record.